Molecule: messenger RNA, 813 nt
Organism: Monopterus albus (swamp eel)
Lineage: Eukaryota; Metazoa; Chordata; Actinopteri; Synbranchiformes; Synbranchidae
Product: olfactory receptor 1M1-like
Exons: 3
Coding region: 1-813 (270 amino acids)
Biological process (GO): G protein-coupled receptor signaling pathway
Cellular component (GO): membrane
Molecular function (GO): olfactory receptor activity; G protein-coupled receptor activity
Source: RefSeq, a predicted model, not a curated record
AUGUCAGGCAAUUCAGACCCGUCCAUGUUGACCAGUCACAGAUCCAGCUCUGUUAACGGAACCAGUGAUCCUGACAGUGUCUCCUUCUUCAUCCUCCAGGGCCUCUCCAGCCUCGGUGACAGACCGAUGAUCCCGUUUGUCAUCCUGCUGCUGGGUUACGUCAUCAUCCUGGGAGGAAACAGCAUGAUCAUCUUUGUGACACUGACUGAUCCAAAGCUCCACUCUCCCAUGUAUUUCUUCCUCUGCCACCUCUCCUUUGUGGACAUAGUCUACACCACCACCACCAUCCCCAAAAUGCUGGCUGGCUUCCUGUCAGAUGUGUCAAUCAUCUCAGUCCCAGGCUGCUUCCUCCAGAUGCAUUUUUUCAUGCAGCUAAACUGUACCGGUCAUGCCAUCCUGACUGUCAUGGCAUACGACCGUUAUGUGGCCAUCUGCCACCCUCUGCACUACACCUCCAUCAUGACCCGACGUGUCCAGACGCUCCUUAUAGCAGGAGCCUGGGGCUUCAGCACCUUCUGCCCAUUGCCGGUGACCACCAUUGCCUUACUCCGACCUUACUGCGGUCCGAAUGUGGUCAAACAUGGCUGGUGUGACUUCUCAUCUGUAAGGCGACUGGCCUGUGCUGACACCUCAGUGGAUAACAUUGUUUCCCUUUUCUUUGCCGCAUUGUCUUUACUGAUCCCAGGAGUCCUCAUCCUGACCUCCUAUGUCCUGAUUGGCAUUUCACUAUCAAGGAUGGGUGCUGGUCAGAGGCUGAAGGCCUUCAGGACGUGUGCUGCCCACCUGACUGUGGUGUCCAUCUCGCCAUCAUGA